Molecule: messenger RNA, 506 nt
Organism: Harmonia axyridis
Lineage: Eukaryota; Metazoa; Arthropoda; Insecta; Coleoptera; Coccinellidae
Product: pro-interleukin-16-like
Exons: 3
Coding region: 60-410 (116 amino acids)
Molecular function (GO): protein binding
Source: RefSeq, a predicted model, not a curated record
UUCUGCCUUAGGCUGUGAUAGAAAUAGCUGUGAAGGACGAAGUACCAAAAGACGUAAAAAUGUUGAAAAGAAGAUCUAUUUCCCUCGACAAUACUUUAGAUACAGAAAGGGCUGCUCAGAUUAUCGUUAUGUCCAAAAAGCCUGAUCAUGAGGUAAUCCUGCAGAAGGAUCAGAAUGGUUUAGGAUUCAGCGUAGAAGGAGGAAAGGAUUCGCCACAAGGAGAUGUACCAAUUACUGUGAAGAAAAUCUUCCAAGGUGGCGUUGCCGAUAAAGAUGGUAGGUUGAAAGAUGGAGAUGAAAUCUUGUCAAUAAAUGGAAUAGAUUUCUCAAAUCUAUCUCGAAUCCAAGCAUGGACCGUUAUGAAGAAAGUUGAUGUAGGAACAACAAAGAUUAUGAUAUAUCGAAAAUGAAAUUUUUUGUUGCCAUCUGUGUGUCGUUUCGCCUAAUUUAAUAUUGUUGUUUCAUAUGAAAUGUUGACUUAUUAACAAAUAUAGAACGUACUGAUA